Molecule: messenger RNA, 2410 nt
Organism: Alosa alosa (allis shad)
Lineage: Eukaryota; Metazoa; Chordata; Actinopteri; Clupeiformes; Clupeidae
Gene: ptpn11b
Product: protein tyrosine phosphatase non-receptor type 11b
Exons: 16
Coding region: 121-1938 (605 amino acids)
Biological process (GO): protein dephosphorylation
Molecular function (GO): protein tyrosine phosphatase activity
Source: RefSeq, a predicted model, not a curated record
UAUUUUUGGGGAGGAUUUUGUUUUUGUAGCAUGUUAUUACCGAUGCCUAUUACAUUGCGCCUUUGCCAAGCCGCUGCCAGUGAAGCUUCUUAGUGCAAGUUUUAUUCACAUUCUGCUGAUAUGUGUGUGCAGACCGAAGCCAAGCAAAAGAAGACAGAGUCAGUGUGGUUCCACCCCAACAUCACUGGGAUAGAGGCUGAGCAGCUGCUCCUGACACGGGGGGUCCACGGCAGCUUCCUGGCCCGGCCCAGCAAGAGCAACCCAGGGGACUUCACACUCUCUGUCAGACGUAACGAUGAGGUCACCCACAUUAAGAUCCAGAAUUCAGGGGACUACUACGAUCUUUACGGCGGGGAGAAGUUUGCCACGCUGGCUGAGCUGGUGCAGUACUACACGGAACAGCACGACCUGCUGCGCGAGAGGAACGGCGAUGUCAUCGAGCUCAAGUACCCCCUCAACUGCAAAGACCCCACAUCAGAGAGAUGGUACCAUGGGCACCUCUCCGGGCGUGAUGCAGAGAAGCUUCUCACAGAGAAGGGCAAACCGGGCAGCUUCCUGGUGCGCGAGAGUCAGAGCAAGCCAGGCGACUUUGUACUGUCCGUCCUCACCAACGAGGAGAAGCACGAGAACGUGGACCGCAAGACCAAAGUCACACACGUCAUGAUCCGGUACCAAGAUGGCAAGUACGAUGUGGGUGGAGGAGAGAGGUUUGACACCCUGGCGGAUCUGGUGGAACACUAUAAGAAGAACCCCAUGGUGGAAAAGAGUGGCAUCGUGGUGCACCUGAAACAGCCCUUUAAUGCAACAAGAAUAAACGCAGCAAACAUCGAGAACCGUGUGCGGGAGCUGAACAAAGUGGCUGACAACUCUGAGAAACCCAAGCAAGGAUUCUGGGAGGAAUUUGAGAUGCUGCAGCAGCAGGAGUGCAAGCUCCUCUAUCCCAGGAAAGAGGGCCAGAGGCCGGAGAACAAGAGCAAGAACCGCUACAAGAACAUCCUGCCAUUCGACACCACCCGUGUGAUCGUAAGGGAGGCAGACCCAGAGGUGUCCUGCUCGGACUACAUCAACGCCAACUACAUCCGAUGUAUGCAGGAAGAUGGACGGCAUAUGGACGAGGGGAAAGUCUUCAUCGCCACUCAAGGUUGCUUGCAGAACACGGUGAUGGACUUCUGGAAGAUGGUGUACCAGGAGAACACACACGUCAUUGUAAUGACCACCAAGGAGAUGGAGCGAGGAAGGAAUAAGUGCGUACGGUACUGGCCAGACACCAACUCCACCAGGGAGUUUGGCAAAGUGAGUGUGAAGAACAUCGAGGAACACACAGCUCAGGACUACAUCCUGAGAGAGCUGGAGGUGACUCGAACAGACAAGAGGGAACCGCCCAGGUACAUCUGGCACUUCCAGUACCUGAGUUGGCCGGACCACGGCGUGCCCAAUGAACCUGGGGGGGUUCUGAGCUUUUUGGAGCAGGUCAACCGGACCCAGGGAGCUAUUCCAGAGACAGGACCCAUUAUAGUCCACUGCAGUGCAGGGAUUGGAAGAACAGGAACCAUCAUUGUGAUCGACAUUCUCAUUGACAUCAUCAACAGACAAGGGCUGGACUGCGACAUUGACAUCCCCAAGACCAUCCAGCAGGUGCGACAGCAGCGGUCAGGCAUGGUGCAGACGGAGGCCCAGUACAAGUUCAUCUACAUGGCCGUGCAGCAGUACAUCGACACCGCCCAGAAGAGACUGGAGGAGGAGCAGAGGAACAAGACGAAGGAGAGGGAGUACUCCAAUAUCAAGUAUCCUCCUAUGACGAACGCCAGAGUAAAGCCCAACAUGAGCAUGACCUCCUCACGCUCCUCCUCAGUGAUGAACGACGACUCGUCCAGCGUGUAUGAGAACCUGAACAUCAAAAGCCCAAAGAGCUGUGGGAGCAGUAACACCAGGAGAUAGGUCCUCCAGGAUGCAGUCUCUCUUCUCUUUCUCUCUCUUCGCAGCAGAGGUACAGCUUCUCAGCACCUGACCUUGUGUGCGUCUGGAGCAGGGCGGGGCAGGAGCCCUCCCUUCCCUCCUCCCUCCAUCCCUCUCUCUCUUCCUCUCUCUCUCUCUCUCUUUCUCUCUCUCUCUCUCUCUCUCUCUUUGCCGUGGGCUGGAGUCAGUGCGGAAGCAGGAGGACAACAGUGACUUUUCUGCUCGGCUGUAACCCACCACCUCCACCCUCAACAUGGAGGAGCGCACAGAACCACCAUCCCCCCAUACCUCAAUCACAAUCAUUCUCUCUUUUUCCCUCCCUCCCUCCCUCUCUCUUUCUCUCUCUUUCUCUCUCUUUUUGCCGGACUCCCCGUGUGACUGUACAACACCGUGAGGCUUCACUCUUGCAAACUUAAGUGCCUCGAGCUACAGCCGAGUCUGUGCACCCCCACCC